Molecule: messenger RNA, 2401 nt
Organism: Musca domestica (house fly)
Lineage: Eukaryota; Metazoa; Arthropoda; Insecta; Diptera; Muscidae
Gene: Cyp305a1
Product: probable cytochrome P450 305a1
Exons: 2
Coding region: 574-2079 (501 amino acids)
Biological process (GO): xenobiotic metabolic process
Cellular component (GO): cytoplasm; intracellular membrane-bounded organelle
Molecular function (GO): heme binding; iron ion binding; oxidoreductase activity, acting on paired donors, with incorporation or reduction of molecular oxygen, reduced flavin or flavoprotein as one donor, and incorporation of one atom of oxygen
Source: RefSeq, a predicted model, not a curated record
UUACCAAAUAAAAAUAGUUAUUAAGGUAAUCAAUCAAAGCAUGGAACGUGAUACACUUGUGGAUUACAAUUAAAUGUAGUUAAACAAUUACAAUUAAGCAGCCAAUAAUCAUCUUCAUUAAACGUACAAUGUGCGAGUAAGGGAGAGAGCGAGCGUGCAAGAGAGGGAGACUAAUGUGCGUUCACAUAUCAAGAGUAUAAAAUUGGUGUGCUCAUGUACUCUCUUUUGUUGUGUUAUAAAAGAACAUGUCACUUCGAAACCCAACGAAUCAGCCAUCAGUAUUAAAACGGGCGGCAUAGCCAACGAUCGGCAAAUACUUGGCGUAUUUCACAAUUUGUAGUUCUUUGAAAAGACCAGACGACAUAUAAAAAAAGAAAGAAAGAAAAUAAAACCUAAACAAAACGGAAGUUCAAACCAAAUUGCACAAUAUCGACGUACCAUCUCGUAGAAGUUGCAAGAAGAAAAUUCACAUAGAAACCCAAUAGCAAAAAAGCAAAGACAAAAUUUUGUUGGAAAUAAAAGUGUUCUAAUUUGAGAAACGACCAAAAGAAAGAACAAUUAACCGGCAGAAUCAUGUUUAAUCUUAUGAUUUUAGUAAGCAGUUUCGUGUGCUAUAUAGCCUUUAUCCUGUGGCAGUCAGUGAGGAAGCCGAAAAAUUAUCCACCUGGUCCCGAUUGUGUGCCCUGGGUUGGCAAUACGAUACAACUGCGCAAGGAGGCUCGGGCCUCUGGAGGACAACAUAAGGCCUUUGAGAAAUGGUCCAAGACGUACAACAGUGAUGUUCUAGGCCUAAAACUGGGCAGUGAAUUGGUGGUGGUUGCCCUGGGUUAUGAGAUGCAAAAGGAUGUCAAUCUUCAGGAAGUCUUUGAGGGACGUCCCGACACAUUCUUUUUGCGUUUACGUACCAUGGGCACACGUAAGGGCAUCACCUGUACGGAUGGCAAACUAUGGUAUGAACAUCGUAACUUUGCCAUGAAACAAAUGCGCAACGUGGGCUAUGGACGUUCCGAAAUGGAGCAGCACAUCGAAAAGGAAACGGAAAGUCUGCUGAAGUAUAUUGAAUCGUUUGAGGGUGGAUUGGUUUGUCCCUCCACAUUUUUGGCACAAAGUGUCAUCAAUGUCCUGUGGUCCAUGACGGCCGGCAAACGAUUUGAGAGAGGUGAUAAGCGCAUGGCAAGGUUGUUGGAUUUAAUGGGACGCCGCUCCAAGGUUUUCGAUAUGUCCGGUGGCAUUUUGACGCAAUUUCCCUGGUUACGUUUUGUGGCGCCCAACAAGACGGGCUACAAUUUAAUACGUCAAUUGAAUGCGGAAAUGUUUAAUUUCUUUAUGGAAUGCAUUGAUGAACAUAAGGCCUCGUUGAAUAAGCAAACCGAGGAUGGCGACCUGAUCUAUGCCUAUCUGCGGGAAAUGCAAAAGGAACUGAGUAACAACAAUGAAAACAGUACCUUCAAUGAGACCCAGCUGGUGAUGACUAUUUUGGAUUUAUUUAUUGCCGGCUCACAAACCACCAGCACCACAAUGGAUCUGAGUCUCAUGACACUGGCCAUGAAACCGGAAUUGCAAAAGAAGAUCUAUGAAGAGAUCAAAUCGAAUGCCAAACACAAUGAGUUUCCCAGUUUGGGUAACAAGGCCUAUUAUCCCUUGACGGAUGCCUUUCUCAUGGAGGUUCAGAGAUUUUAUCACAUUGCUCCCAUAACAGGGCCACGCAGGGCUCUUUGGGACACGAAAUUGGGUGGCUAUGACAUACCGAAGAAUACCACAAUUCUGAUGUGUCCCUUUACCGUUAUGAAGGAUACCAAACAUUGGGGUGAUCCCGAAGAAUUCCGGCCAGAACGUUUCAUCAAUGAUGAGGGUAAAACCUUUAAAGAUGAGUACUUUAUUCCCUUUGGCAUGGGUCGCCGGCGUUGUUUGGGUGAUGCCAUGGCUAGGGCAUGCAUAUUUUCAUUCAUCGUCUCGAUUUGUCAAAAUUUUGAGCUGGUUCUCAGUGACAAAGAAGAAGAUCAACCAUCGUGGACCCUGGUGCCGGGUAUAACGCUGUCCGCCAAGCCAUAUAAAAUUAAAUUUGUUGCACGUUCAUGAGAGAAAUUAAGUCAAAUUAAGGCAGGUGAUUGCAUUGAUGGCCGGCACACAAAAUCACACAUACGUACCCAGAGUAGUGGAGAGAGGUCAGUCAGCCAGUAGUCAGCAUCAUCCCAUAGAAGCUUUGUAUACAAAUUUUCUAUAGAAAACAAUUUUAGUUUUAAGAUUUUUAUUUUUUUGUUAUUGUUAUUUUCUUUUUAUCUAUAUAUUCUACAUAUGUACAUAUAAACAAAAACAUACAUACAGACAUACCCACACGAUCAUCAUCAAGAAACUUAAUCAAAUCUUUUGUGUAAAUAAAUGGUUUCAAUUUAAAUAAUAA